AUGUUUGCUCUCAAUACCUCAGAAGUUGAAAUCUCCACCUUCCUGUUGAUUGGGAUCCCAGGGCUUGAGAAUGUCCACAUUUGGAUCUCCAUCCCCAUCUGUUUCAUGUACCUCCUGGCCAUCCUGGGCAACUGCACCAUCCUAUUUGUCAUCAGGACAGAUCCUUCCCUGCAUGAGCCUAUGUACUAUUUCCUCUCCAUGCUGGCCCUAUCUGACCUGGGCUUGUCUUUCUCUUCUCUUCCCUCCAUGCUGAGGAUCUUCUUGCUCAAUGCCGUGGAGAUUUCUGCUGAUGCAUGUAUUGCCCUGGAAUUUUUCAUCCACGGAUUCACAGACAUGGAAUUCUCAGUGCUCUUGAUCAUGUCCUUUGACCGCUUUCUAGCCAUUCGCAAUCCCCUGAGGUAUAGCUCCAUUCUUACCAGCUCCAGAGUUUUGCAUAUAGGCCUGGCAUUUGCUAUUAAAAGCUUUCUACUAGUUCUUCCUCUUCCUUUCACUCUAAAGAGACUCAGAUACUGUAAUAAACACCUGCUCUCACACUCUUACUGCCUCCACCAGGAUGUCAUGAAACUGGCCUGCUCUGACAAUAGGGUUAACUUUUACUAUGGUCUGUUUGUUGCACUCUGCAUGAUGUCAGACAGUGUGUUCAUUGCUGUUUCCUAUGUGUUUAUCCUGAAGACUGUACUGGGUAUUGCAUCCUAUGGGGAGCGACUUAAGGCCCUUAAUACCUGUGUGUCCCACAUCUGUGCUGUGCUCAUCUUCUAUGUGCCCAUCAUCACCUUGGCUACCAUGCAUCGCUUUGCCAAGCACAAAUCUCCUUUGGCUAUGAUUCUGAUAGCUGAUGCAUUCUUGUUGGUACCACCUUUGAUGAAUCCCAUUGUGUAUUGUGUAAAAACUCGGCAGAUUAGAGUAAGAGUCUUGGAAAAACUGAGUCUAAAGUCUAAAUGA
This is a messenger RNA of Hyaena hyaena (striped hyena), 942 nucleotides long. Its product is annotated as olfactory receptor 51A7-like. Bases 1 to 942 code for a protein of 313 amino acids. The transcript has a single exon. Lineage: Eukaryota; Metazoa; Chordata; Mammalia; Carnivora; Hyaenidae. Gene Ontology annotation, biological process: G protein-coupled receptor signaling pathway. Gene Ontology annotation, molecular function: olfactory receptor activity; G protein-coupled receptor activity. Gene Ontology annotation, cellular component: membrane. The record is from RefSeq and is a predicted model, not a curated record.